UCCAGCGCACAUCUCGCCCGCUUCUGCUGAGGAGAAAAGAAGCACGCGCUGAAUGAAUGAACGCAGACCGAAUGACAUUCCCAGCACCGGUUCGCGGGGUUUCACAGUGCAGCGUGGAGAAGAUGAAUUGAUGGUGUUUUCUGACUGACAGAGGUGCAGAUGGGCUUCAGCAUGACUUGCCUCUGGAUUUUAACUUUGGCCAUCAGUGUUCACAGAGUGUUCAGCGGCCCGCGGUUUUCUCAGGAGCCGGCGGAUCAGUCUGUGGUGGUCGGGGAGAGAGUAGUUUUGUCCUGCGUGGUGUUUAACUACACCGGCAUUGUACAAUGGACCAAAGAUGGGCUUGCUCUUGGCAUCGGAGAAGAUCUGAGAGCAUGGCCACGGUACCGUGUUUUGCGUAUUUUGGAUGUUGGGCAGUAUAACCUAGAGAUCACAUCAGCAGACCUGACCGAUGACUCACUGUACGAGUGUCAGGCCACUGAAGCCGCUCUGAGGUCCAGAAGAGCUAAACUCACUGUUCUGAUUCCUCCUGAAGGUCCUGUUAUCGAGGGCUCUCCAGAGAUCCUGCUGACAGCAGGAACCUCAUAUAACCUCACCUGUGUGUCUCGAGGAGCAAAGCCACUGUCAACGAUAGAAUGGUACAAAGAUGGGAUCAUAGUGGAGGGAGCCCAUACCAGCACUGAGGUGUUAGCGGACAGGAAGAGGGUGACCACAAAGAGUUUUCUGGAGAUCCAGCCAGUGGACACAGACACAGGACGAAAUUUCACCUGUGUGGCCUCAAACCUGGCCGCCCCGCUGGGAAAGAGGGCCACUGUUACUCUCAACAUCCACCAUCCUCCUACAGUCAUCCUGUCUAUAGAACCUCGCUCAGUUCUAGAAGGAGAGCGAGUUCAAUUUACCUGCCAGGCCACUGCCAACCCUCCCAUUAUGGGCUACAGGUGGGCUAAAGGGGGCGUGAUUCUGGACGGAGCGAGAGAAAGUGUGUUUGAGACGACAGCAGAUCACUCGUUCUUCACUGAGCCUGUGUCCUGCCUGGUCUUUAAUGCGGUGGGCAGCACUAACGUCAGUAUUUUGGUGGACGUUCACUUUGGUCCAAUUUUGGUGGUGGAGCCGAGACCUGUAACAGUGGACGUUGACUCUGAUGUCACACUCAACUGUAAAUGGUCAGGAAAUCCUCCGCUCACCCUCACAUGGACCAAGAAGGGCUCCAGUAUGGUCCUCAGUAAUAGUAAUCAGUUAUUCCUGAAGUCUGUGAGUCAGGCAGAUGCAGGACAGUAUGUGUGUAAAGCCAUCGUUCCCAGAAUUGGUGUUGGAGAAACAGAAGUCACUCUUACAGUCAAUGGUCCUCCAAUCAUCUCGAGUGAGCCGAUCCAGUAUGCCGUGAGAGGAGAGAAGGGGGAAAUCAAGUGCUACAUAGCCAGCACCCCUCCGCCGGACAAAAUCGUUUGGGCCUGGAAGGAGAACGUGUGGGAAAAAGAGAGAGGAACGCUGUUGGAGAGGUACACAGUGGAGCAGAGCCGACCUGCGUCACAAGGGGGCGCCGUUCUGUCCACGCUCACCAUCAAUAAUGUCAUGGAGUCUGACUUCCAGUCCACCUACAACUGCACGGCAUGGAACGCCUUUGGACCAGGAACCAUGAUCAUCACUCUGGAGGAGACAGAUAUAGUGCCUGUAGGUGUGAUAGCAGGUGGAUCUGUUGGAUCUUCCAUUUUGCUUCUGCUCCUCCUGUUUGCUCUGAUAUUCUAUCUGUAUCGACAGCGCAAAGGCAGUCGUCGUGGAGUCACGUUGAAGCCAGACAUUAAGGUGGAAACGGUCAACAAGGAAACUCACAGUCUUGAGGAAGAGGCUGCCGGCGCCUCCACAGCUACACGAAUGGUAAAGGCUAUGUAUUCUUUUCUUCCCUCUGUCUCCCUCUCUCCCUCCACCCAGCCCUUCAAAGAUGACAUGGACCUGAAGCAGGACCUCCAGAGCGACACGGUGGAGCCCAAGGUGGAGGAGUAUGAGCCCAAGGACCCCACCAACGGCUACUACAAUGUUCGAGCUACGACACAUGACGAGGUCCGCACCUCUACCCGCUCCCUGCUGUACCAGGAAUUUCGGCCACCGAAUCCCGCUUCAGUUUCGGCAACAGCCGGCGGCCCAGUGGCCAACAUUCACCCGGCACCCACAGGCCGCUACGAGCCCCGGCCUGCUUCCCGAAUGGCUCACAACACAUACGCCCAUUUUAACACCAUUGCCAGGGCAUCGCAAAUCCAAGCCCCACCCAAGCCUGUCUCCAAGCCCACAGACUAUUCUGGAGAACGUGGCUUGCUGGAAUCAACCAAUCCGCUGGCUUUUGACAGCUACGCUUAUUCAACGACACCUCAAUACAGGUUAGGCUUCGCCCCACCUUUGGAGGCAGGACCAGCCUAUGAAAUGUAUCCUACGGGACAAGGGGUGGGGACGAGUCAAGAUGCUAAUGCGGGAAAAUACCCCAGCUCUGCCCAAUUUCCAUAUUCAACCCCGCCCACAGAAUACUCUCAGAGACACACGCAGAGAAUGCAGACUCAUGUGUGAAACAGACACACUUGCCAACAAAAAACCACUUCCGUGGAUGAAAAUAUAUGGUACACGUUCAUUUUUACACACUCUUACAGUCUGAAACUUUCUCUCCAACACAACUAUAUGCAAACACACACACACACAUUGUGUUUUCUACCUUUACAACAAUAUGAUUGAGAGAAAAAAAGUGCCAAAUUAAUAAAUGACUGCAGCAGAAGAGGAAAUCACAAGAGGUCACAGCGAUGAGUGGAGAGAAAGCAUGUAAACCUUAUCAUCUUUCCCUCUUCUUUCCUAAUUUGAAGAAGAUGGGUUGAUGUGGUAAAACCAAUCCUCUAAAAUCUCUGCACCUAAAUGAGACACUGCAAAGCAGCCAUUGGACGGGUUUCUCCAUGUGAAUUGUAUUGGCUGAAAGAAUGGCCAAUAGAAGGCUGGAGGGCAGCAGAAGCCAUCAACUAUUGGAUGUAAAGCCCAGUGAAAGCCUGAUCGCUAUGCACUGGAGUUUACACUGGACCUGUUUAGAUCUGUCCCAUCAAUCAACCUAAUAAAAUAUGAUGCGUUUUAAAUUAUGGGAAUUGUGGGUGGGCUCACACUGAUUGUAUAAUCCACAAUGUGAUAUUGCAGAACAAGUCAGCGAGUUGAAGAAUACUGCAGGUGCCGACAAUCGCUUGUGAAAUAACUCACCGUACGGCCCGCUCACAUCACCACUGCUCACACUGCCCGAGCUCCUCGUAGGAAUAGCUGUCCGCUGCCAGUUUGAACUCUUCUGAUAGGACGGCGACGUGAGUAUCUGGGUAAACGCCACCAGUGCUUUUAACUCUGAAAGCUGGAGUUUAUGUAACAUUUUAGGAUUUUUUUUUACAAAUGGAUGCUACUCACAGAGUGUCAAAGUGAGCUUACGGACUCUUCUCUGAACACACGCUCUGCCUCCUUCCAAGACAACCUCAUGAGUAUUUGACGCUUUGUGUUUCUAUGUGUGUGUGAGAGUGUGUGCUUGCUGAUGUGGAGGAAAUAACUGAAUGUGAUCAAUCUCUUUCUCUGAAGUGUCCAUGUAUUUGUCCUUCACACUUACAAAGUAGAGUAGAGUGCUUUUCCAUAUUUGUAUCUGAACUAAAUUGCAUUUGAAAGCGCUUUUAUAGUAUUUUUCUAAGAUGGAGGUAAGGGGUCAGAGAUUCAAUGGUUUUUGGUAUAAGCAAUGUAAAGGAGAAAAUUGUUUUAAAACAUUUUUUUAUGUUCAUGAUUUAUACAUUUGUCUAAAUUCUGUAAAGGGAUGUUGAAUCAGAUCAUA
This is a messenger RNA of Sinocyclocheilus rhinocerous, 3823 nucleotides long. RefSeq names its product kin of IRRE-like protein 1. The record is from RefSeq and is a predicted model, not a curated record. The transcript is spliced from 15 exons. Gene Ontology annotation, molecular function: cell adhesion molecule binding. Gene Ontology annotation, biological process: cell-cell adhesion. Lineage: Eukaryota; Metazoa; Chordata; Actinopteri; Cypriniformes; Cyprinidae. Gene Ontology annotation, cellular component: plasma membrane; cell-cell junction. The coding region runs from base 160 to 2553 and encodes 797 amino acids.